Exophiala oligosperma is the source of this 1297-nucleotide messenger RNA. RefSeq lists its product as uncharacterized. The record is from RefSeq and is a predicted model, not a curated record. Lineage: Eukaryota; Fungi; Ascomycota; Eurotiomycetes; Chaetothyriales; Herpotrichiellaceae. Bases 1 to 1239 code for a protein of 412 amino acids. The transcript has a single exon. Gene Ontology annotation, molecular function: metal ion binding; alcohol dehydrogenase (NAD+) activity. Gene Ontology annotation, cellular component: mitochondrion.
AUGACAUUUACAUAUGGCACUGAUCACCUUGAGCCGGCCUUUCAAGACCGCCCAGUCCCCAACAUUGCUUAUGGUCUGCACUUUGACGAAGCGGCGGCGCACCACGUUGAAAAGACGCUCAAGGCGAAACGUGUGUACAUCAUCGCAUCCAAUUCUUUGUCGAACAACACUAAUGCCCUCAAACGCCUCCAACGUGCUCUGGGCGAGAAAGUCGUCGGCGUUCGGGUCGGCAUGACCCCCCACACGCACUGGAAUCAAGUUCGAGAAAUUGCUCUGGAUGCUGCGCCAAAGAAUCCCGACUGCAUCAUCACCCUGGGUGCCGGCAGUCUCACAGAUGCGGCGAAACUCAUCUGCUGGAUGCUGGCCAACGAUAUCACCACAGUCGAAGGCAUGGAGAAGCUGGCCUCGGAAGGUCAAAACUUCAAGGACCCUGUUGUACAACACGUGGCGAUCCCGACGAGCUUGUCGGGAGGCGAGUACCAAGCCAUCGCAGGGGCGACGCGCGACGACGGGACUGAUCGCAAACAACUAUUCACCCCGCCCGAGAAGAACCCGUGCCUGGUCAUACUGGACCCAGAAUUGACCACGACGACACCCGAGAGAAUCUGGCUGAGUACCGGCGUCAGAGCGGUCGACCAUUGUGUCGAGACAUUAUGUAGUCUGCGAUCCAACGACCGGGGUGACGCGGAGGCUGAAAAGGGAUUGCUGCGCCUGGUGCCGGCUCUGAUCAGGACACACCAGGACUCCAAAGAUCUGGACGCGCGUUUCGAGACGAUGAGGGGGGUGAUCGAGGCGAUGAGCGCCGUCUCCUCUGGCGUACCUCUCGGCGCCAGUCACGCGAUCGGCCAUCAACUGGGACCCAUGGGAGUCGGUCACGGCGAGACGAGUUGCAUCAUGCUCCCGGCCGUGUGCAAGUGGAAUGAAAAGGUGGGCGCCAACGUUGAAAAACAGGCCUACACGAAAAAGGUCCUGCUCAAGUCACCCAUAGUGGUGGAUUUGCUGAAAGCGAAGUACGGGAAAGAGGCCGGGGCCUUGGAGAAAGUUGACCUCGGUGACAUCUUGGACGUCAUCUUCAGAGAGAUGGGGAUGCCACGAACACUCAAGGACGUCGGUGUUGGAAAGGACAAGUUGGAUGCCCUGGCGACAAACAGCUUGACGGACCAUUGGAUCAAAACGAACGCAAAGCCGAUCACGGAAAAGGAACAAGUCAUGGAAAUUCUACAGAUGGUGGUGGAGUGAGAAGCACAGACGCACGGGGUUGAACUUUGGUUGAGCGUGUGCACAGCGCAAGUGGGCC